This is a messenger RNA of Vicia faba (fava bean), 447 nucleotides long. The record is from the annotation of a GenBank genome assembly. Lineage: Eukaryota; Viridiplantae; Streptophyta; Magnoliopsida; Fabales; Fabaceae.
AUGCCAUUUGGCCUGACAAACACUCCCUCUACUUUUCAGUCAGCCAUGAAUGAUCUUUUGAGGCGUUACUUGAGAAAAAAAAAUUUAGUGUUUUUUGAUGAUAUUCUCAUUUAUAGUGCUAAUUUCACUGAACACUUAAUUCAUUUACAACUUAUCUUUGACUUAUUAGAGUCUAAUGUUUAUGCAGUUAAUAAAGUUCAUUAUUUAGGACAUGGUAUUUCUUUGAGCACUGUUACACUAGAUUCAGGUAAGGUGAGGCCAUUUUGGACUGGCCACAACCAUGUUCUCUCAUGGAACUCAGAUGAUUCUUGGGACUUAUUGGUUUUUAUCAUUGUUUUACUCGACAAUAUGCCUCACUCACCGCUCCUCUCACCGAUUUAUUGCGUUCCACUAAGUUUGUUUGGGGUACAGAAGAGGCCGCGGCCUUUACAAAAUUAUAAAGAAUGA